Ipomoea nil (Japanese morning glory) is the source of this 681-nucleotide messenger RNA. RefSeq lists its product as uncharacterized. The transcript is spliced from 3 exons. The coding region runs from base 1 to 681 and encodes 226 amino acids. The record is from RefSeq and is a predicted model, not a curated record. Lineage: Eukaryota; Viridiplantae; Streptophyta; Magnoliopsida; Solanales; Convolvulaceae.
AUGAAUGUCGUGGGGUUCAAAUGGUUGUACCGGACCAAGCGUAAGGCUGACGGUUCAGUUGAGCGGUAUAAGGCGCAGUUGCAACUGGACGUGCAUAACGCCUUCCUUAAUGGGCGCUUGGCUGAAUCUGUGUUUAUGAAGCAGCCUCCAGGCUAUGUUGAUCCGGCUUUCCCGGAACAUCACCGUUAUAUGUCUGAUAUUUUGACUCGGGCUAGUAUGGUGGACUGUAAGCCACUUGCUACUCCUCUGUCGGUUGCCCGGUCGUUUGAGAUUUCUACUGAGCCUUUUGCAAGUCCCACACAGUAUCGGAGUCUGGCGGGUGCGUUGCAUUACUUGACCGUCACUCGACCGGAUUUGUCAUAUGCUGUCAAUCAGCUCUAUCAGCAUAUGCAGUCUCCCACAGUUUCUGACUGGGUUAUGUUGAAGCGUGUUCUUCGCUAUGCCAAGGGUACAUUGGAUUUUGGUUUGCGUCUUCGGCCUUCGUCUCACUCUACUUUGCAUGCGUACUCAGACUCGGAUUGGGCCGGGGAUCCGGCAGACCGAAAGUCUACCAGCGGGUUUGUUGUUUAUCUUGGUUGCAACUUAGUUUCUUGGGUAUGUCGCAAGCAGCGCAUGGUGACUCGGUUGUUGACUGGGGCUGAGUAUAAGGGCUUAGCUGAUGUGGCUGCAGAGGUUAUGUAG